Penicillium digitatum Pd1 is the source of this 1551-nucleotide messenger RNA. Its product is annotated as transferase family protein. The record is from RefSeq and is a predicted model, not a curated record. Gene Ontology annotation, molecular function: acyltransferase activity, transferring groups other than amino-acyl groups. NCBI's taxonomy places the organism in Eukaryota, Fungi, Ascomycota, Eurotiomycetes, Eurotiales, Aspergillaceae.
AUGACAACGAUCGAAUCUACAAGGCUGCGACCAGCCAACCAGCUAAUACCGACAUCAACACCUCUGUCUAUCCUCGACGCAACAGUCGUGCGCUUUUCUCCAACAGGAGCAAUUUGGAUUUUCAACCGACCUGCAGAGAUACAUCAGAAGACCCUGACCAACCACCUGCGAACUUCCUUCCUUGAAACCCUAUCAAAAUUCCCUCAAUGGGCAGGCCAGCUUCAAUGGGCACCCAUCAACCCCAAAGGAAACCACACAGAACGGUUCAAUCGUCCAUUGAUUGUAUACGGAACUGAGACCGAUCCGGGUGUUGAAUGGACAGUAGUUGAACAACCCAUCCGAGCAGACGAGAUCGUCCCCACAGCGGAGGAACGGGCCUCGUCAACCACCGGCUCCCAACCGGGAGCAUGGGUAGGCGAUGACUUCAACCAAAGCCUCUUCCUACCAUCCAGCCCACUGGCGUUAGCCAAUCUGCGCGACUGUGCCGGUCUUCCAGGGAUGCAAGUCCAAAUCACUCUUCUCCAAGGGGGCUACGUCAUCGGAGUCCAGAUGGCGCAUUGUCUCGCGGACGCACAGACUUUAAUGGUCUUCAUGCAUCUCUGGGCACAUCACAGCAAAAAGCAAUUCGGAACUCAGCCCGAGUCCCCGCUCAUGGGUGAGCCCGUGUUCGAUCCUGCGAUGCUGGACCGCUGCGCUGCGGGCGAUAUCGAUCGCCCCGAGCCAGACCAACACAUCGUGGACACUGCACGGAAAUUGCCCUUGCAUCGAUUUAGCUGGUGGAACUCCGCCGACGAGGGCUGUCCGGAAUUCUCAAUCCCGACGACCGAGAACUCCAGGCCGCCGCCCGCAGAGAUCGAUUACCGACGAGUCUCGCCCUCGGAGCCAGCGCCCUGGGCCUCGUGGGAUUUCUCGAAAAGGGUCAGGUAUACGCAGUUGCACUUCACAGGUGCAAAGCUAAGCAAACUACAGACUGUGGCCCGAGAGACAGGGUGUCGAAGUGAUAUCUCUAGACUGGAUGCUCUCCUCGCACACUUGUGGAUAGCUAUUACGCGAGCGCGCGGACAGGCCGCCUCUUCAAGACCCACAUUUAUGAAUUUGAGCCUCGGCACACGACCUCGUGUCUGCCCCGCUCUUCCUGAUACGUUUAUCGGAUCGCCCCUCUUCCUGACUCAUGUUGGUGGGGCCGGCUCUUCGGUGUGUCGGGCAGUGUUAGGCGAGGCAGCUAGUCGGAUCCGAGGGACAAUUAAGGGGUUUACGGCCGAUGCUGUGGGUGCAAUGUUGCAUGAUGCUGCGUAUGAGGUGUCGCCGCAGCGGCUGUGGCAGGCCUUUUUAGGGUCCGAGCACACGAUUGUCACCUCGUGGUUGCGGCUGCAGUUGUAUGAGGUUGACUUUGUGGGUGGGGACAAGCCGCGUUACGUGCAUGCUGUUUUGCCAAAAAUGGAUGGGUGUGUUCAGGUAAUGGAUAGUGCGGUUGGGGAGGGGGGGAUGGAUGUUGCGCUUUAUCUUGAUGAGGUGGCUACGGAGCGGUUGCUUGAUGGUGUCUGUUCUUGA